AUGACGCUCAUCCGUCUCACAGACACUCGUUCCCCAGAACAACUAUUUUCAUUUCACGAAUCCAACAUUCUAGGAGCCAACCCGAGCAAAGGGGCGAUUGUCCGCCUAUGCCUGAUAGAGCUGCAGCGAAAGCACGCGUUAUGGCUCUUGCUCUCAGCACCAUUUUCCCUCUCGCAAAGCACUUACAGCCUUAUAUCCCCCGACUUCCUCAAGAUAUUUCCGAAUAUCAAGGUCUGUUGCGAUAAGCUGUCCUUUGAGGAUGGAACGCUCCCAUCCGGGUAUGAGCAGUUUCUCCAGCCCUUACCCCGGGACCAGGUGGACAAACUUCUUCAUCAUACAGAACCUUGGCGUGCCGAUGGGGUCAUCAGUGAUCUCAUCAUACCUUUACCUUUUUCCACAUGA
Messenger RNA from Clonostachys rhizophaga, 402 nucleotides. NCBI's taxonomy places the organism in Eukaryota, Fungi, Ascomycota, Sordariomycetes, Hypocreales, Bionectriaceae. The record is from the annotation of a GenBank genome assembly.